Aspergillus luchuensis is the source of this 435-nucleotide messenger RNA. RefSeq lists its product as uncharacterized. Gene Ontology annotation, molecular function: methyltransferase activity. The transcript is spliced from 3 exons. Bases 1 to 435 code for a protein of 144 amino acids. Lineage: Eukaryota; Fungi; Ascomycota; Eurotiomycetes; Eurotiales; Aspergillaceae. The record is from RefSeq and is a predicted model, not a curated record.
AUGGCUGUCGACCAGUCCAAAGUCCUCUCCCUAGUGGAGACCAUCAAACAGACAGCAUUGCAGGACCAAGGUGCAUGCCGCUCUGCACAGUCGCAUUUCCAGCUGCUCGGCUUGAUCGACGAGCUGCGUCUUGCAGUUGAGACUCCUACGGAGACGGUGCUGCGCUUGAUCUACCAGCCACCGCAAAAUGCAGCCCUCCGCACCGUUAUGGAUCUCGGUAUCUUCCCAUUGUUGGUGGAGCAAAGCAAGUGCGGGAUGUCGGCUACAGAGCUGGCGGCACAAACUGGUGCUGAGCGCGGAUUAAUUGUCCGUCUGAUGCGAGUCAUGACCGCACUGGGCUUGUGCGCAAACCCAGAAUCCGAAGUAUACAUUGCGACCGACAAGACCGUCGCACUCACUCAGCCGAUCGGAAGAGAUGGCAUUCCUUGCAUGUAA